UCUUUCUUUGAAAAUUCAUAUAUCUAUACCCUUUACCUUAAUUUAUUGCAGGACACGGAUAUAAGUAUAUAACCCCACUUGUGUUUAGGACCAUCAUCAUCAUCACCUGUAAGACACAGUUCUGCACAUUCCAUUUCAGUUGCAGUUCACAAUGCCAGAGGUUUACACUGUGAAGGUGGAAGAGGGAAUGCCUGCAACUGAUGGAAAGCCAUCAGUAGGGCCUGUCUAUAGGUGCAUUUAUGCCAAAGAUGGUCUUUUGGAGUUGCCUUCUCAUUCACAAUCCCCUUGGGAUUUCUUCAGGGACUCUGCUAAGAGAAACCCCAACAACCCAAUGCUUGGAAGGCGUCAAAAAACCGAUUCAAAGGUGGGUCCCUAUGCAUGGCUCACAUAUCAAGAGGUUUAUGAUGCUGCCAUCCAAAUGGGUUCUGCCAUGAGGAGCCUUGGUGUCAAUCCUGGAGAUCGUUGUGGCAUAUUUGGUUCCAACUGCCCUGAAUGGAUCAUUGCAAUGGAGGCUUGUAAUUGCUGUGCAGUAACAUAUGUUCCUUUAUAUGACACUCUUGGACCUAACGCGGUGGAGUUUAUCAUAAAUCAUGCUGAAGUUUCAAUUGCAUUUGUACAGGAGAAAAAGAUUCCAUCAGUGCACAAAUGGCUACAUUUCAUUUUUGAUAAAUAUUGGACAGCAACCUUGUUCCACGAAUUGGUGGGUCUGAUUUUGUCAUGUCUUGAUCGGUGUUCUUCAAAUCUUAAAACAAUUGUGAGCUUUGGAAAUGUUUCAACCACACAAAAGAAGGAAGCUGAGGAGCAUGGCACAUCCUGCUUCUCAUGGGGAGAGUUUCUCCAGUUGGGAAGUCUGGAUUGGGAUCUACCAUCAAAAAAGAAGACUGACAUUUGCACAAUAAUGUACACAAGUGGAACAACUGGAGAACCCAAAGGUGUCAUUAUUAGGAAUGAGGCUUUCAUGGCUGAAGUGUUGUCUAUUGACCAUAUACUUUUCUUAACAGACAGAGUGGCAGCAGAAGACGAUGUGUACUUCUCCUUUCUUCCUCUUGCUCAUGUCUAUGACCAGAUAAUGGAGACCUAUUGCAUCUUGAGGGGCUCCUCAAUAGGAUUUUGGCAAGGCGAUGUCAGGUUCUUGAUGGAAGAUGUUCAGGCGCUGAAACCAACUAUAUUUUGUGGUGUUCCUAGAGUUUUUGACCGAAUUUAUGCUGGUAUCAAUAGCAAAGUUUCAUCUGGAGGAGCAUUGAAAAGUACACUAUUUCAGUGUGCAUACAACUACAAGUUAAGAUAUCUGGAGAAGGGUCUUCCACAGGACAAAGCAGCACCUUUAUUUGAUAGGCUUGUGUUUGAUAAGACAAAACAAGCACUAGGUGGACGUGUUCGAAUCCUGUUAUCAGGAGCUGCUCCUUUGCCUAGGCAUGUGGAGGAGUUUAUGAGAGUCACAAGUGGAACUACAUUAUGCCAAGGAUAUGGUCUUACUGAAAGUUGUGCCGGGUGUUUCUCAGCGAUAGGUGAUGUGUUUUCUAUGACAGGAACAGUUGGAGUACCUAUGCCAACCAUUGAGGCCAGGCUUGAAUCUGUGCCAGAGAUGGGAUAUGAUGCACUUUCCAGUGAACCCCGUGGAGAAAUUUGCCUGAGAGGAGUUACAUUGUUCUCUGGUUAUCACAAGCGUCAAGAUCUUACUAAAGAAGUUAUGGUUGAUGGUUGGUUUCAUACAGGUGACAUUGGAGAAUGGCAACCAAAUGGAGCCAUGAAAAUUAUUGAUAGGAAAAAGAAUAUCUUUAAAUUGUCUCAAGGAGAAUAUAUUGCUGUUGAGAAUAUUGAAAACAAGUAUUUGCAAUGCCCUCUUGUAACAUCGAUUUGGGUGUAUGGAAACAGUUUUGAGUCAUUCUUGGUGGCUGUGGUGGUGCCUGAAAGAAAAGCCCUUGAGGAUUGGGCGCUAGAGCACAAUUUAACUGGUGACUUUAAAUCUUUAUGUGAAAAUCUAAAGGCAAGAAAAUACAUUUUGGAUGAGCUCAACAGCACUGGUCAGAAACACCAACUUAGAGGAUUUGAGCUGCUAAAAGCUGUUCAUCUGGAACCAAUUCCCUUUGACAUAGAGAGAGAUUUAGUAACUCCCACAUUCAAAUUGAAGAGACCGCAAAUGCUCAAGUACUAUAAGGAUCAUAUUGAUCAACUGUACAAGGAAGCCAAGGGAACACAGGUGUGAGCAAUGUGACAAGCUGGCUAUAUGCAUUAAUACAAAUUUCUAGCAGUUAAAGGAAAAUCCAUUUGGUUUUCUGUACAUUUUGGCUCAUUAUAUUGUAUUGAUCAAAGUGAAAAGCUACAAAGAUAGAAGUGGUCGUAUGUUGAAACAGCAACUCCAUAUGUAAUUCUUGUCAAAAAUUAAUAAGAUUAUUUCAA
This is a messenger RNA of Gastrolobium bilobum, 2400 nucleotides long. RefSeq names its product probable CoA ligase CCL6. Lineage: Eukaryota; Viridiplantae; Streptophyta; Magnoliopsida; Fabales; Fabaceae. Bases 152 to 2206 code for a protein of 684 amino acids. The record is from RefSeq and is a predicted model, not a curated record. The transcript has 20 exons. Gene Ontology annotation, biological process: fatty acid metabolic process; cutin biosynthetic process; wax biosynthetic process. Gene Ontology annotation, molecular function: long-chain fatty acid-CoA ligase activity. Gene Ontology annotation, cellular component: endoplasmic reticulum; membrane.